This is a messenger RNA of Thlaspi arvense, 1705 nucleotides long. NCBI's taxonomy places the organism in Eukaryota, Viridiplantae, Streptophyta, Magnoliopsida, Brassicales, Brassicaceae. The record is from the annotation of a GenBank genome assembly.
AGCUAGAGUGAUCACAGACAGGGAGACCGGAGAUCAAAGGGUUUCUGUUUUGUGACGUAUGCAACAACAGAAGAUGCAGCAGGAGGAGCGUCGGCGUUUGUUCUCUAGGGUUCAAGCUUAAUGUUCGAUUUCCAGACCAAAACAGUACAAAAAUCUGCAGCUUCCCCUGAUGUCGAGCCCGGCGAUUGUUCUAAAAAGAGAUGCAUGCCUCCCUCAAGCUUCCCCAUUUCUUCGCGCCUAAGACUUUUUAUGGUGUCUUCCCGGAGGAAGUGCUCAAAAGGCUUGUUCGGUGCAAGUGCUCUGAUGAAAUUGCAUAACCCGGUAAAGGUUUUGCAGAAAGAGCUUCUCCAAGAACUUCCAACACUAGUCAACUCGAUGUCAGACUCUGUUCCUUUCUCUCUAAUCAGUUUGAUAUACAGGGCAGUUUCUGUUGCUACAGCAAUCACGACAACGGAUCUUGUCGGAGGAACCACAAUUCGAGUUAGGGGUGUGGCAAAAGGCUCCGGGAUGAUCCAUCCAAGUAUGGCAACCUCCUGAGACUGUGACCAUGGCCAAGAGACAGGGUUUCAUGUACUGUUGUUGUGUUAUGAUCUCAAUUUGUAAACUUAUUUUGCUUCAUAUUAAAGUUGACUUAUCAUACUUGAUACAAAUGCAAAUGCACACAAAAACAAAAACAAUUGUAAUUUGUAGGUAAUAUAAAUAAACUUUUUUAACGUAUGUAUGCCUUAAUUUGUAUUGAUAAACUAAAAAAUGUUGUACAAGUCAAAAGAAAGAAGAGGCAUCUGGUGGAUGGGUAAUUUGUAACAGUAUAUAUAUAUAUAUAUUUUUUUUUGUCGUCUUUAUAAUAUUUGAAACCCAACAUGGGUAAAGCAGAGGUUACAAACUUUUCGCAGGCCCGUAACAUAUUAAACUAAAGCCCAAAGAAACUAACGUUACAAGCCCAAACACGUGUAAGGACACAUGUAACCUAAUAACAACAUAACCAAGACACGUGUCAUAAAACGAAAAUGUUCGAAGCAGCGCCGUCUCUCCACCGUGUCACCGGCGAAGCUUGAAUCUUCAUCACCUCCACAAGCUGCAUCAUAGAACCACUGCUUGUGCCUUUUGCAAUUGAUCACCGUAGGAAAAUGCCCAGAUCUUCAACUUAGCCAUCGGAGAAGAAAUAAGGGAAUCACUGAAAGAUCAGAAGACAGAAUAUUUGUCAAAACACUUCGGAAGAAGCUUCGACGUUACUUACUCUGCUUUAGAUCUACCAAAAUUGAUUCCAAAACUCGAGUCUUCAAUCAUUAAGAGAACCACCUCUCUGUAACGACUUAAUAAAUAACAGAGAAGCGUAAAAUUACUCCCCCAUGAAAAAGAACCAAGCAUAAACGAUAGUAAGAGAUCUGAACAAAGCCUAUGGAAUAAAGUGAGACUCUUGCAAAAGAUGAGAGAAAACAAAGCAAAAACAAAAUUAUCCGACAAAACGGAAAGAAAAAUCCGACUAAGCGGAAACCGAAAUCCGUCUAAACGGAAGAUAUAGACAAGAACAAAAGAUCCGAUCAAGUCGGAAAUCGCCUCUCUCUCUCUGAAGGAUACGUGAGAGAGAAGAGAGAGAGAGUUUAUAUAACAGUAUAUUUAAAAGUACAUGUAAACAUAUAAAAGUAAAAAGAUGGUAAAAUGCAUAUUUAUAUAACCUUGUAUGUAAUUGUUAAUUCUAAUAUCG